Biomphalaria glabrata is the source of this 9045-nucleotide messenger RNA. RefSeq names its product histone-lysine N-methyltransferase KMT5B-like. Gene Ontology annotation, molecular function: histone H4K20 methyltransferase activity; protein binding. The transcript has 8 exons. Bases 117 to 2804 code for a protein of 895 amino acids. Gene Ontology annotation, cellular component: nucleus. NCBI's taxonomy places the organism in Eukaryota, Metazoa, Mollusca, Gastropoda, Planorbidae. The record is from RefSeq and is a predicted model, not a curated record.
GUCUCUGAGUAAAAAAAACACGGAUUAGUCCAAGUUUCAGUAUAGAUCUAGUCUAUUACACAUCUAGACUAGAUUUAGCCUUGUGUACUGACCUGUGUAGUUUUUGGUGAUAUAGCAUGGCUUCUGGCGGAGGAUCUCGCUUUGUCCCUGCCACUGGAAUGACUUCAGCAGAACUGUGCGACUAUGAUGAUUUAUGCACAGCGUUGGUACUGGAUUCCUACUUGGGAUUUAUGACUCAUAAAAUGAAUACAAGAUUUAAACCUUUGAGUAAUUCUGAGCAGCUGAAGAAACUUGUUGAGGCCUUUAUUGAUAACAGGAAAUAUGAGUCAACAUUUCAAGCUCUGAUAAAAGUGGACCAUGCUCGUACUGCUCCUUAUUGUAGAACAAAACAUCAAAUGAAGCUUCUGAAAGAACAUACCUAUAGAUACCUUCAAGCGUUUGACUACACCUCAGGAUUUAAAGUCCUUCCUUGCUACAGAUAUUCUAUGGAAGGCCGGAUAGGUGGACGCAUUUGCUCUACAAAACAAUGGCACAAGAAUGACAAGAUAGAGAUGCUGGUUGGGUGUAUAGCAGAGCUUACACCAGAAGAAGAAUCUCAACUAUUGAAGCCUGGAGAAAAUGAUUUUAGUGUUAUGUAUUCUUGUAGAAAAAACUGUGCCCAGCUGUGGCUGGGACCAGCUUCUUUCAUCAAUCAUGACUGCAGACCUAAUUGCAAAUUUGUCUCAACUGGAAGGGACACAGCGUGUGUGAAGGUUCUGCGAGACAUACAACCUAAUGAGGAGAUCACUUGCUUCUAUGGAGAGGAUUUCUUUGGCGACAAUAACAGUUCCUGUGAAUGUGUUACUUGUGAAAGGCGUAAAAUGGGAGCAUUCAGGCCGCAGAAACCUGUAAACUUGUCCUCUCAAAAGGGCUAUUGCUUCCGUGAUACAGAUGAUCGCAUUAAUAGACUCAAGGAUAAACCACCUGAAAAGCAGCCAGAUUUCUCAGGAGUUGUCCUUACACCAAACGAAUCAUGGGAUAACAGAGCCAAGAAUAUAGAAUCUCAGUCCCAUCUCCUGACACCAGCAGAAUUGAAGAAGCGAGGAAUCACCAGAUACGAUGCCGAAAUAAUUAUUUCCAAUGGUCUGCCCUUGCCAGACCCAUCGGCUAAAGGUUAUAGUGCAGCCAGCCUGUGCAGUUCAGAUACCAAAUAUUUACGCAGCUCCACCAUCACCAAUAUUAAAUAUGAAACAGAGAAAUCAAAGCCUUUGUCUGAUGACUUACAUUUCAGAUCAACCAGAAAAAAUAUUCGUCAGGGAAAAGUCGGUCGUCGAAAAAUAAUGAGCUAUAUAAGUGAACAUACAAAGGAAACUAGUAAUAUAAAGCAGGAACCACCAGAUAUAGGUUAUGAUUGUAUAGACCAAAUAAAUUCUUUGACUACAAUAUCUAAAAAGGAGAAAGCCGUAGACUAUUCUAAUGUACUGAAUAAGCAGAUGAAAAUGGACAUGAGCUGUGACCCCUCAGUGGAUGAUGGUUGUGAAUACACUGAUGCUGAGCUUCAGAGUCAUAAUCUUUCAGAUUUCUUGGACAAUUCACCUUCCUUGAAGAAACAUCAUGAAAAAAAGUGCAAUGAAUUACUAAACCAUUCUAGAUUAAAAGAACAAUGGACAAAUGAGUCCCUGAACUGUAGUCUGCCUCCAUUAUUACCUUUAGAAAGUCACUCAUCAUCACAAAAGAACAAGGAUAUUUUCUCUUCUAGUUUGAAACCAUCCCCCAUUCCCGUUCGGCAAAGCCCACGCUUGCGGAGUGGCCAGCAGCAAAAGCCGUUUGCAAACCAGAAAGCCUAUAUUUCUGGCAAACAUGAAAGAGCUGUUAACCUGGCUAAAGAAUUAAAUUCCCUUGUUGCCAAGGCAUCAACUUUUGCCCAGCGUUUAUCAGAUCUUGUUUUGGAAACAAGUCUAACUGAUGGCAGUCAAACAUACCAAGAUCCACCUAUACUAGAACCAGAGGCGCCAAUAAUCUCUCCCUCUGUUUCCAGGCGUUCAUCAGAAGACAGCAUGGAUAACAUAUUUUCAAAUAUAUUAGAAAAAGCUGCACCUGAGUUGGGGUUGUCUCAUCGCAGGUCAAAGUCUGUUGAUGAAGAAAUCACUAAAAGUAGCCUCUGCAAAUCACUUGAAUUUCUUAGUCAUUCAAAAAGUAGACAGGACUUCCUACAACCAGAAGGGUUUAGAUAUCGCCGAACAAACAGCACUGAUGAAUUUGGCAAACCACCACUGUUGCUUAAAGAUCAGUAUGAUCUAGGUCAGUCAGAAAUCAAAGCUAGAGAUGAUCUUCAUCCUAUGAGCAAUCAUAUCUUUUCUGGUCGUUAUCGCAGGGGAGAUGAUCUGUAUUCACUGAGAAAUAAUGUGGAUAAAACUGACGAAAACAAAUCCAAAAGUCGAAAAGGCAGGCAGCCUAAAAUCAUUUUUAGAAUGAAAAGAGAUCCUGAGCUAAAGAAACAGAUACGCGCAGAGAGUGCUCAGUGCCCGAAUUCUAAUCUUCAGUUCAAGUGGGAUGACGACAGUGAUGGGGAUCCAGGUUUCUCUCCCUCUCGAAGUCACAAAACAGCUGGGCAAAGUAGCAGUUCUACGGGUGGAAAAAAUGUGUUAGAUGCUUUAGGAGUGAAAAGAGGUCGCUCGCCUGCAUGUUUCUUAGAAGACUCAGAUGGGCAGCCCCAUAAAGAAGCUCCUCACAAAAAAGUUCGAAAAGUGCGUCUGAAAAUGAUAGACACAUCUUUGCACUUUGAUCUUGUGUCACCAUCUGCAAGUCCAACCAAAAUAUCUUAACUAGGCAGGAUUUUAGCAAAUUUUGAAAAAAAUAUUUUAUAAUGAUAAAUCUGUGGCUUAAAUGAAUAUGGCAUAGCAUAUUUUCAGACUUUUUAAGUUCACAUAAAUGGCUCUUAGACAAGCUGGUAACAUACAGCCCUUAACAUGACUUGAUUGCUUAUAUUUCAUAUGUAAUAUAUAUAUAUAUAUUUUAAGUGAUAUAAAAACAAUAGGAGCUCAAUAAACAAGUAGAUCAGAUUAAUCUAAAUUAAAAAAAAGAAGAAGAAGAAAAUAAUUGGAUAUAGGUAGAAUCAAAAACAUUUUUCUGGCACAAGUAAAGAAAGCCGAGCCAAUGGCACAUUUUUCUUUUUUAAAUAAACCUGACCAAAGGCAGAAAAAAAAUAAUUUUAAGCUGACAUAGAAAAGAACAAGAGGUGCUUAUUACCUACAUAGCCAAAGAAACAACACACAAAUUUAGGGAGAGUAGAAAGAUUGAAAUAUAAUGAUCAUGACUUUCAUGUAUUGUCUUCAUUGAUAUAAAUGGCAUUCCCCCCAUCCCUACUUUCUCUCAUUUAAUGAUACAACACUUAAAAGACAAUAUAUUAUUGUUUUUAGUGUUAUGUUUUAACAUUGAUAAACAUUUUUAACAAACGAUUUUUAGAUAAAUUAUAACUUAAUAUUUUUAACCUUUUUCUUUUUUUUUUUUUUUUUUUGUAAAAACUAUAUAUACAUUUGUUUUGUAAGAUGAUUUUCUUACCAUAUGUGGUGCUUGUUUGUACAUUUGUAAAGAAAUUAUCAUAUUUCAAGACUAUAUUAUUUUUUGUGCUUAGGCUGAAUGUAUUAGUUCAAUGUCAUUGGUGAUACUAUUUAUGUUAUUCAAAUAAUACUCACCUUUUCUGUUUCAAAAAAAGUAAAUAAAAAUUUUAAACCUUAAUAGCACUUAUUCUUAUUGUACAGUCCUCUGUCCUAGAUGCACUGAAUAAAAAAAAAAUUUAUUACAUUUAUUAGGAUUUCAGUUAUUUAGUUAGUUUUUAAUGAAAAAGGAGAUAUAAAGACAUUAGUAGAUUGAAAGCUAAAAUAUGAAGAAAAAAAAAGAGUAAUUUUUACAUUGUUUGGUAUUUUAGGGGGGGGGGGGGGGGUUCUCACUCCAAUCUUAAGCUAACAGUUGUAUUUCAAUAUAUUUUUGCCUUUUCUAAAAUCUGUUUUACUUAAAUUGUUUAGAUAAUAAUUAAAGCAAAUUGGCUGUUAAUUCAUAAUUUCUUACAGUUCUUGAUUUUUUUUUUGUUGACAGUUACAAUAUUUUUGUUUUGAAAAGUGCUCUCUGCAUCAACUUUUAAAGUUAUCCUUCUAGCUCAAAGACUAUAUUAUUUAGUGUUCAUCUAGGUCAGUGAUUCUCAAAGUGACUUGUCAUCCCCAAUUUUAUAUAAAAAAAAAAAAAAAGGUCAGACCAAGAUGCCCCUCAUUAUUCACAAAAUGUAGAAGCAAAUAAUUUUUUAAUAUCUUUUUAAUAUUCUUUACAUUUUAGUUAAGUAAAAUCAUUAAUGAAUAGUAAAAGAAAUCUCAAGAAAAUUUUUUUCUAGAACAAGUCAUAAAUUGAAUGGCAGUAUUGAAUCAAGAGUUCUAUUUACUAUUUUUGUUGUAAAUGAAAUUUUCAAAAUGUUUCAACUUGAAAUAUUUUAGUUCCUCAUAUUUUCUGAAAAAUUCCUUCAAUGUUUAUUUUCAAUGACAGAGUAACAACCUGUCCUCUAAAUUUGAUGCAAUGUAUUAAAGACUUUUUUUUUUUACUUUUACAUUAUGAUAUAUAUUGAUACAACUCAAGAAAAGACAACAAAAAGUAAUUUUCAUAACUAGAUUCAAAUACUUUUUGAUCAGACCUAUUCUUCAAAAUAAUUGCUAUCUCAUAUUGAAUAUUAUUUAAAUUACACAAUAGUAGUUACAUCUCUAAAUAUUGAAUAAAGCCCAUCUUUACAAUUUCCAAUCAAUGUAUGAAGGUAUAUAUUUUUAAAAACUUCUUCGAAUGUUAUAACUGACUUAAACUGGCUGAUUACUCCAGUGUGUUUUAUUUGAUACUUGAAAAACCAUAACAUACUCAAUAAGGAGUGUUUGUAAAACCAGGCAAUGAAGGACAAGUAUUUUUCUCUUUUCAGUGACUUUUUUUUGGUCAGUGAUGAAAUAACACAAAAAAAAAAGAUUAUUUAUUUUUAUUGUACUUUAAGCGCAGUUAAUUUAGUUAUUGUUAUAGUCUAUAUUUUUAUUAUACUUUAAGCGCAGUUAAUUUAGUUAUUUUUUAUAGUCUAUAUCAAUGCUUUCCAUCCUCCUCCUUGAGAGGGAACACAAAGUUUGUUUGUUUUUAAACAUUUCUAUUAAAGACUCCCGUCACUUUCAAUAUUUCAAAUCCAAAAAAUUAUUGUAGCUCUGAAAAUGACAAUAACCAGUGGUCAAUGAAGAUCUAAUUCACUAAGUGUAUGAAUUGGUCAAGAGAAGGAAAGAAUGACAGUUAGACUAUAAAUUGUAAAAGUAAAAAAGUAAAUAAAAAAAAAAGCUCUUUAGUAUAUGCUUGAGGUUACCAAUAGAAGAUCUAUAUAUUUAUACCACCUGUUGUUAUCUAAGCAUAGAGAACAUUUAAUACAAAUUCAGCUGAAUAUCGGGAAAUAAUAUUGAGUUUCAAAUUUUGUCUAGCAUAUUGUGUGUGUGUGUUUGGUAACACAUAAUAGAUGUUUUUUUCUUAAAGAGCUUGUCUGUGAUUAUGUUUUUUUUUUAAUAAUUUUUUUCUUGUUGUUUUUGUUAGUAUUCUUGACUUGCAACUGUUUUAAGUAAUUGUCAAUUAUCCUACAAAAAAUGUGUGCAAACUGAAACAAGUAAAUGGGUUUGCUUUUAAGCUUCUUAGUGUGAUGCUCUAAAAUCAUUUGAGUUCAUUCUUCUCAUCAUGACACUCACCUAUUUAUGUAGCCCAGACCUUAAGAUUUUAUAACAAAAUGCUGUCAUUUUAUGAUUUCCUGAUUGUUUUUUUUUUUACUAAAACAGCUUGACAAUUUUGAACUAGAAAAUAUUUGUAUAUAUCAGUCUCCAUAUCUUUCAGCUUAUAAGACACAUCAAACCUUAGCUUUUAAAGAGGAUUAUUUAAAUUAUUUUGAAAUGUUUCUUUUUUUUUUUAUUAAAGGUGGCCCAAAAUGUAUUUUUAAAAAUCAUAAUUUGUAUUUUCUAAACUUUUCUGUUUCGACAUAAAUGUAGACUAUUUUUCAGAAAGAAAAUAGUACUGAAACAAUAACACACUUUUAUGGAUUUGAAUCACUCCUGUGCCUAUCCAUAGUGUAUGUCAUUUGGCUCAUUUGUUGUAUUACAAAAAGCCAUGGAUUUUCCAAGUGACACAGGAAUUCAAAAAGUGUCUUAUGAUCUGAAAAUAUGGUUAUUGUUAGUGAUUAUCUUUGUAAAGAAAUUUUUAGAUACUCUUGCCUUUGUUUUCUGUUGAUGUCAUUGGAAUUUAUUGUAACAUUUUGUCACAUUUUCCAAUAGUUUAUUUGCAUGUCUUUUGAAACAAAUGCCAUUCAUUUUUGUAGAGCUCUUUGCUAAGGCUUUUUUAUUUCUAUUAACAAAAUAUUUCUUCAUCUUGUUGGAUGCCAUGUGUGUAACAUGCCAUUUCUUGAUUGUUUUCAUAUUAGAAGUGCUUAUGACAAAUUCAACUUUUAAUGCUUGUGACGCCCUGUUUCAGAUAUGAUAUUAACUGCCCUUACAUUCUCAUUUUAAAAUUCUUAUUAGCUUACAAAGUGAAACCUGGACGGGUAAUUUGAAAAGGUCUCUAACGAUUUUUCCCAAAAUUUGAAAUUUUGUUUAUAUCUUUUUGGAAAAAAGAAUUUAGCUAAUUGGCUUCAUUAGUCAAAACUCUGGUUUGACAAUUAUAAUUUUUCAAAAGAUUAUCAUCUUAAAAUUUGCCAUUUUGAACAUGCUUUCAGUGGAUAUUGCCACAAUCAACUCAAAUGUUUUUUUGUAUUUUGAACAUGUUUCAGUGGGUAUUCCCGUUCUCGAAUUAAUAAUGUUUCUUUGUACUCAGUAAAAGUAAAGAGUAAAAUAAAUAGACGUUCAUGUACAGUCUUAGGUAGAAGUGAGCUGAACUGUAAUAGAAGAAAUGUCUUGCGCAAGCCCACUAGAAUGACUACUUGCAGUGUUAGAGAAUUAUUCGAAAUAAAAUGAGAAAUUAUUAGGGAAGAAUUAUUUAAAAAACAACUUUUUUUAUGUAACCUGUUUAUUCGUACAUGCCUAUGGCAGCAGUCUACUUCUAAUGUAUGGUGGUUAGUGUGACUUGAAUGACUGGAGCCAGCUUAGUUUCUAGCUACUGUCGUUAACAUGUUCUUCUACGACCAUUUCUUGUAGAAAUUGAUGAGAAAUUUUGUUUUCUAUUAUUUCUUGCGAUGUAAAUGUCUCUGCUGAUGUUAAGUCUUCAUUUAUACUCUUUAAAUUUGUCAUAAAUUUAAUUUAUGGAUUUAUUAAUUUAAUAAAAAGAUCUAGUUGUUGUUUUUUUUUUAAAGGUCAUCUGUUUGUGUAGGUCUUGUGGGGACAACUAAAUGAAAACAUUUACUUUUCCUAGCUGAGGUCAGGUACCCAUUUGGAGGUGUUAAGAUUUCAGUCGUUUUGGUUGGAAGCUGAACAUUGUACCACUUGUCCACCCCACCAUCUAAAGUCAUGAUGUCACAACCUUUAAUUCUUUUAAUGAAUCGGUAAAAAAAUGUUUAAAUAAUAAUUUUACACUGAUUUUCACUUUAGUUUCUCAGAGUAUCUUUGACAGGAGUCAUGCUUUGUACUCCGCUCAAUGAUGGCUCUACUGCAGUCUUGUAUCAAGUGACUGUUCAUUAUUCACUUUUCAGGUCCAUGCAGAUUCGCCUUAUUUUUUUCUACUCUUCUGCUUUCUCUCUGUACUGUGUAUCUUUUAGGAGAACCUUGGCAGAGGCAUUGAAUGUUAUAGUUCGUCUAAAAUGGCUCUUACAAGAAAAAAACAACUACAUGUAUUCUUAAACAUUAUACAUUUAGGCAUUUUCUCAUUAAAACUAUAUGCAAUAAGUUAAAAAUUCUUACGUAAGUUUACCUUACAUUUUGUCAUAGGAAUACAUAUAUUUAAAAUUAGGUUUAUAUUCUUCCCUAGUGCCAUUAGACUAGAACAUGGGAUGGGUUGCUUGAAUCAGCUAGGAAUACCAAUGACUUAGCAAAGUUAAAGUUUCUAAUUGACAUGCAUGACUAGAUUAACACAUGGAAAGGAUUAGGAUGUGAUUUUUGUUUUUUGAAGGAACAUGUCUAAUUUUUAAAAUAUAAACAUACAUAUUUCGAUUAUUUCUGUAUAUUGUGGGAUAACAAUUUGUCAAUGUAGUUAUUGUAAGUGUGAAUAUAUAUUGCUAUUAGUUUCUGGGUUGUCUUGAGUUGAUGUGUGCCUCAUACCAUGUUUUAUUCCCCUGUGAUCAUCAUGAUACUGAAUCUGUAUUGAAACGAAUGUUAAUUUUAAAUAUUUCACUAACAAGCAGCAUUGAUAUUAUUCUUGUUAUUUCACAUGCCAUUUUUUUUUUUGUUUGGAAGAAAAAGGGGAGGGGGGGGGGAUAAUUUUAUUUUAUUAUAGUUGUUGUUUUCCUGUCUGUUCUCAAGAAUUUUUUAAUUUUUUGACAAUGUUGUUAUGAAAGAAAAAUGUGAAGUUAUCAACUGUUUUAUUGACAGUACAGAAGGUGCGCAAGAUUGGAUGCCUUGGUGUUUGGUAGUGCUGUAGCCAUUUUGUAAAAUUCUGUGUUGUUUAUAAGGAAAACUUUGCAUUUUCUUUAAAAAUAGACCAGGCAGAAAGAAUGCAUUAUGUCACCAUUAUAUCAAUAAGAACAAGCAGUGGAAAGAGGGAGAUAAGAUUGAACUAUAUGUGGAAACUUUAGUGCUGAAACAAAUUAUUCAUUAACAUGAUUUGUAACAUAAUAUAGCAGCAUUAGGGUACAAUAGUUAUUGAAAGAUCAAGAAACAUUGAUAGACAGACAUUAUUGAAGGAAAUUUUAAGGUUGUAUCAGAUGAAAUUUGAAAUAAAAUCUACAUAUGUGAAAGUCUUGAGCCUAAAGAAGUAAAUGUACUUCUAAUUCUUCAAUUACAUGAGAAGUAGUUUACACUUUUAUUUAUUGAAUUCUAAUACUUUCAUUUCUUUUUCUAGUUUUGUAAAUCUGGUGUUGUAGACACAUAUUUUAUUUAUUUAUAAUUUCUUUUGUGACAUUAAAAAUACUAGACUGUAAAAUAAAAUCCAUAAUGUUUA